Messenger RNA from Colletotrichum phormii, 1643 nucleotides. Its product is annotated as benzoate 4-monooxygenase cytochrome P450. NCBI's taxonomy places the organism in Eukaryota, Fungi, Ascomycota, Sordariomycetes, Glomerellales, Glomerellaceae. Gene Ontology annotation, molecular function: heme binding; iron ion binding; monooxygenase activity. Bases 1 to 1512 code for a protein of 503 amino acids. The record is from RefSeq and is a predicted model, not a curated record. The transcript has 9 exons.
AUGACGGUUUCUGUGCACUUGCCCGCCUUCUGGCCAUCAUUUGGCUGGGUUGAGACCCUUACCAGCCUCAGCUUGGGUUGUGCAUUUCUGGGAGCCCUCGUGAUUUGGAGACGCCUCUGCCUUGACCCCUUAGCCCAUUUCCCCGGUCCACUGAGCGCCCGCUUCAGCAAUUUCAACUAUUCCAAGAGUUACCUGGGCGGUCGCCAGCCUUACGACGUGCUCAAGCUCCACGAGAAGUACGGGCCGGUGGUUAGAGUUGCGCCGAACGAGCUGUCGUUUGAUACUUCACAGUCGUGGAAAGAUAUCUAUGCGCAGCGCAAGGGCCAUGGAACCUUCAUCAAGAGCGCCUUCUACGACGGAGGCAACUUCGCCGACCAGGCUCACUCCAUCGUCAGCGAGAGGAACCCUGAAAAGCAUGGCGAGAUGCGCAAGUUCAUCUCAAACGCCUUCUCUGACAGAUCCCUAAGGGAGCAGGAAGGUUUGGUAACAGGUGUCGUCGACCAAUUUAUCGACCAGAUCGGCAGACUCGGCGUGGUGCCCCACAGCGUGGACAUGUCGCUUUGGACGCAUCUUCUGACUUUUGACAUCAUCGGCGAGCUAGCUUUCGGUCAAACUUUCGGCGGCGUCGAGUCCGGCGAGCAGCAUGCUUGGGUCGUGGCCGUGGUCGAGAGCAUGGCCCAGGCGAGCCUGUCAGACACCUUGCAACGCUUCCCAAUCUUGGGCCGCGUGUACCUGGCAAUGUAUCCGAACUGGCUUAAGAAGCUUCUGGUGGGUGCUGAGAAGCAUCAGGAGUUCGUCAUCAGUCUGGUCAAAAAGAGAAUGGCGGCCGUGACCGACAGAAAGGACUUCAUGAGCCACCUCCUGGGUCAAAGGGAGGCUGCGGGCAUCUCGGACAUUCAGCUGUCUGCCCACGCGUCAGACUUUGUCAUCGCGGGUAGCGAGACGACCGCCACGACGCUAGCGACCGCAAUCUAUUACCUAUGCCGUCAUCCAGAGAUACUCCAGCGCCUGCAGCUCGAGAUCCGCGGAGCGUUCAACGACUACUCGAAAAUAGACGGACGGUCUACCUCGGGACUGAAAUACUUGACGGCAGUAUGCCUUGAGGCGCUGCGAAUUCUGCCACCGCUUUCGCUGGCCUUGCCCCGUGUGGUUCCUCCGGGCGGAGAUCUAGUAGACGGGCACUUCAUCCCGGCUAGUACAAUCGUCGCGACCGCCCCGUUGGCUGCUAGCAUGAACCCCAAGAGCUUCAACGACCCAUGGAAGUUCGACCCCGAACGGUGGCUCGCGAUGUCACCGGCCGACCAGCUGGAGGCUACCCAGCCUUUUUCUCUUGGAACGAGAUCGUGCCUUGGGAAAGGACUCGCCUGGCUGGAGAUGCGCCUGACACUCUCCAAGAUGCUGUUCAAAUACGAUUUGAGACUCGUAAACAACGAUGUGGACUGGCACCGCGAUAUGCAGAUGCAGUUGCUGUGGAACAAACCCCGGUUGAUGGUGCAGUUUGCCGCUGUUUGAUGAGGAAAGGUCCGUCAGGUCCGUCCUGCAGUCAACAGAUUGGACUUAGGCUUGUUGAAGCCAGACCCACAGCAUUGUACUGUAUUGUUAGACUAGAUAUUCGAGGGGAAGUCAAGCAUCAAAAACCUGGA